AUGCCGCAAAAAGACGUAGAAUUCCAAACCAUCGACGGCGUCACCCUGCGGGGCUGGCUCUUCACCCCCAACGCCACGACCCGCGGCGCGCCCUGCCUCGUCAUGGCGCACGGCUGGACGGCGCUGAAGGAAAUGGAUCUCGACGCGUUCGCAGCCUACUUUGUGCAGGCCCUGCCUAUCACUUGCCUGGUGUACGACAACCGCGGCUUUGGCACGAGCGAUACCCUCGCCGGCGCGCCGCGCCACGAAAUCGUGCCGAGUCAGCAGCAGAGCGAUUACUCUGAUGCCAUCACUUAUGCCCAAUCCUUGCCUGAGGUCGAUCCCGAGAAGAUUGCCAUCUGGGGCAGCUCGUAUAGUGGUGGCCAUGUUCUGUAUGUUGGCGCGGUGGACCGGCGUGUUAAAGCGGUUUUGUGCCAGGUGCCGUUGACCGAUGGCUGGUCGAAUUUCCACCGGCUCAUCCGUCCUGAUUUCGUCGCAAGCAUGAACCAGGCUUUUCAGGCUGGUAUGUUCCUCCCUCUCUAG
Molecule: messenger RNA, 522 nt
Organism: Neohortaea acidophila
Lineage: Eukaryota; Fungi; Ascomycota; Dothideomycetes; Mycosphaerellales; Teratosphaeriaceae
Product: Alpha/Beta hydrolase protein
Exons: 2
Coding region: 1-522 (173 amino acids)
Source: RefSeq, a predicted model, not a curated record